GUUUUGUUUUGGGAUUUUGGUUAGCGGGUGAUCACUGAUCAGUGUUUUUUUUAGCCGUGUUCAAAGUUCUUCCAUUUAUCUUCUCUCUGGCUGUAAAGAGUCAUAUGCAUGGGAACUUUUAGCCAAUUGUUUGGGUGGUUUUAACAGAAAUGCCUGCGGGCAUUUCGUGAAUAGUUGCCCUUCAUUGCCCUUAUGCAUUCUGAUAGUCUUCCUGGUACUUUUGUUAGUUGGGAUUUUUGGUUUUGAACAGUUCUCAAUUGAGAAUGUUUUGCUGUCACCGUUUUGAUGUAGAUAAAUGUCGACUCCACGCACUGUUACAGAAUUUAUUGCCUGGCGUUCAUGAAGCUUCUUGAUCCAGUGCGAAGGUUCUCUUGAGUUCACAAAUCAAGAGGGUCUUCAGUUUUGAUUUGUCAAUGGAUUUAGGCACCUGUUUUAUCUGCCAACAUAUGAAUAUUUGUACUUGUGUUUGUGUAUGUUGGACUACAAUGAUUGGAUAGUGAAUCAGCUGUAGUUGAAUAUGGCAUGAACUAUUUCGUCUUCCAGUUUUCAGGACAGCUGCUGUAAAUGCUGCUGCUGGAUCUGCCUAUGCCGAGUUUGGAAAUACAAAGGUCAUUGUUUCUGUAUUCGGACCCAGAGAAAGCAAGAAGGCAAUGAUGUAUAGUGAUGUGGGCCGGUUAAAUUGCAACGUUAGCUACACGAAAUUUGCUACCCCAGUGCGUAAUCAGGAGGCAGACUGUAAAGAGUUGUCGUUGAUGCUUCAUAAAGCUCUCGAAGGUGCCAUAUUGUUGGAAACCUUUCCAAAGACAACAGUAGAUGUUUUCGCUUUGGUGUUGGAGUCUGGAGGCAGCGAUCUUCCUGUGGUAGUGUCCUGUGCAAGCCUUGCCCUAGCUGAUGCAGGGAUUAUGAUGUAUGACCUUGUUGCUGGAGUUUCUGUGGCCUCUCUCAGUAAAAAGAACCUAGUGAUUGAUCCAGUACAAGAAGAGGAAAGCUCUCAAGAUGGAAGCCUAAUGCUGACUUGUAUGCCAUCAAGAUACAAGGUUACCCAGCUAACCAUUACUGGGGAAUGGUCAUCUGCAAACCUUAAUGAGGCUAUGGAGCUGUGUCUCGAUGCUUGCUCCAAGCUUGCGAAAAUUAUGAGGUCUUGUCUGAAAGAUGCUGCAUCUUUAGCUUCCCAAGAGUGAACAGAUGAAAUAGUUUUUGUAGUAAAAGCCAAUGAAGGAAAGGGACAGAGUGGUUCGAGUUUGGGUUGCAUCCAAAGAGACCUGGUGUUGGAGCUUGGGAUGAUAGAACGAGUCCCUUGAUACUUAUUGCUGGGAAAUUUUGAUUGUGAUUAUGUUUUCAUUCAAUGGAGUUAUCACUCUUUUGAAUGCUUCCCAAAACCAGCAAAACCUGUUCCAUAUUUUGAGCAUUUAGCCAUUUGAAUCCCUCCAUAGGUGCACUUUGAAAUUUUAUAGUAGGACAAUGGACAAGCGCUGUAAAAAGGACUGAGAUAGGGUCAUGUUGAACAGAAGGCCGACUGUCUUCAACAUAUGUUGGAAUG
Molecule: messenger RNA, 1540 nt
Organism: Linum tenue
Lineage: Eukaryota; Viridiplantae; Streptophyta; Magnoliopsida; Malpighiales; Linaceae
Source: the annotation of a GenBank genome assembly